CUGUCCUUCGCUGAGCGGGAUGAGGAACUGGCACGAAAGGUAUGCGCCGAUGAUGAUGUGGUGGACGACCUGUAUGACCAGAUCUAUCGCGAAUUGCUCACCUACAUGCUCCAGGAUCCGCGCACCAUACAGCGGGCAACUUACCUGCUGUGGGUGGCCCACGACCUGGAACGAAUCGCCGACCGGGCGACCAACAUCGCCGAACGCACGUUGUGGUUGAUCUCCGGGCACACUGUCAGCAACCGCGACCUCAAAUCCGACCGUACAUUGCGCUAA
This is a messenger RNA of Geodia barretti, 276 nucleotides long. The record is from the annotation of a GenBank genome assembly. Lineage: Eukaryota; Metazoa; Porifera; Demospongiae; Tetractinellida; Geodiidae.